This is a messenger RNA of Etheostoma cragini (Arkansas darter), 4770 nucleotides long. RefSeq names its product Mtr4 exosome RNA helicase (gene mtrex). The record is from RefSeq and is a predicted model, not a curated record. Gene Ontology annotation, biological process: maturation of 5.8S rRNA; RNA catabolic process. Gene Ontology annotation, molecular function: RNA binding; ATP binding; RNA helicase activity. Gene Ontology annotation, cellular component: nucleus. The coding region runs from base 83 to 3193 and encodes 1036 amino acids. NCBI's taxonomy places the organism in Eukaryota, Metazoa, Chordata, Actinopteri, Perciformes, Percidae. The transcript has 27 exons.
GACAACCCAGUUGCCGUACCGGAAGUUAUACCGGAGAGAUACAACCUCGUGUUGUAUUGUGGGAAGUGUGCCCCUAAUAAUCAUGGCAGACGCUUUUGGAGACGGUUUGUUCAGCGUGUUUGACGAAGAACAACAAACUACCACAAGCAAAAAUAUACCUGCUUCCCUGACACCAGAAAUAGGGAAAGUUAUAUCUAAAAAUGGCACCGACAAAGAUGCUGGUCCAUCUGCCGCAGUCAAGAGAGAGGCAGACAGUGACGGUGGAGAGGAGAUGGUGUUUGGGAAGAAACCUCGACAUGAGACAGUCUCUGCUAAUGACCUAAAUCUUGCAGAAUUUAUGCCCCAAGUGAAGGUGGAGCAAGUCGACACUGUGGAAGGAUGCUCACACGAGGUGGCUCUUCCUAUGAGUGAUGAUUACAAGCCCCUAAAACCACGAGUGGGGAAAGCAGCCAAGGAGUACCCUUUUGUUCUUGACCCGUUCCAGCGUGAGGCCAUCUUAUGUAUCGACAACAACGAGUCUGUGCUUGUCUCUGCUCACACCUCUGCUGGCAAGACUGUCUGUGCAGAAUAUGCCAUUGCACUGGCCCUUAGAGAAAAGCAGAGAGUGAUCUUCACCAGCCCCAUCAAAGCCCUCUCCAACCAGAAGUACAGAGAGAUGUACGAAGAGUUCCAGGAUGUGGGACUGAUGACUGGUGACGUCACCAUAAACCCCACUGCAUCCUGCCUUGUCAUGACAACAGAGAUCCUGAGGAGCAUGCUCUACAGAGGCUCUGAGAUCAUGAGGGAAGUGGCGUGGGUCGUCUUUGACGAGAUCCAUUACAUGAGAGAUGCAGAGCGUGGUGUGGUAUGGGAGGAGACCAUCAUUCUUCUUCCUGACAAUGUGCAUUACGUCUUCCUGUCAGCCACCAUCCCCAAUGCCAGGCAGUUUGCUGAGUGGAUUUGUCACCUACAUAAGCAGCCAUGCCAUGUAGUCUACACAGACUACCGUCCCACUCCACUGCAACACUACAUCUUCCCAUCAGGGGGCGAUGGACUCCACCUAGUUGUUGAUGAGAAUGGAGACUUCAGAGAGGAUAAUUUCAACACGGCUAUGCAGGUGCUGAGAGAUGCAGGGGAUUCAGGGGGCAGUGGAGGGGGCAAGUGGGACCCGAGAGGACGGAAAGGAGGCACUAGAGGUCCAUCCAGCGUGUUCAAGAUUGUAAAGAUGAUCAUGGAGAGGAACUUCCAGCCUGUUAUCAUUUUCAGUUUCAGCAAGAAAGAAUGUGAGGCCUACGCUCUACAGGUAGCCAAACUGGACUUUAACAGAGAUGAUGAGAAACGUCUGGUGGAGGAAGUCUUCAACAACGCAGUGGACUGUCUUUCUGACGAAGACAAGAAACUCCCUCAGGUGGAGCAUGUGCUGCCGUUGUUGAAGAGGGGGAUAGGAAUCCAUCACGGAGGCCUGCUGCCGAUCCUGAAAGAGACCAUAGAGAUCCUUUUCUCUGAAGGCCUGAUCAAGGCCCUGUUUGCUACAGAGACAUUUGCCAUGGGCAUCAACAUGCCGGCUCGCACUGUGCUCUUCACCAGCGCACGUAAAUUUGAUGGCAAGAAUCACCGCUUUAUUACAUCAGGUGAAUACAUCCAGAUGUCCGGGCGAGCCGGUAGGAGAGGAAUGGACGACAGGGGAAUCGUUAUUUUCAUGGUGGACGAGAAGAUGAGUCCAGCUGUGGGCAAACAGCUACUGAAGGGCUCAGCCGACCCUUUGAACAGUGCCUUCCACCUGACCUACAACAUGGUGCUCAACCUGCUGCGUGUGGAGGAGAUCAACCCAGAGUACAUGCUGGAGAAGUCUUUCUACCAGUUCCAACACUACAGGGCUUUGCCUGGUGUUGUAGAGAAAAUUAAAAAUUACGAGGAGCAGUACCACAGCAUUGAGAUUCCCAAUGAAGAGGGUGUAGUCACUUACUUUAAAAUCAGACAGCAGCUGGCCAAACUGGGUAAAGAGAUACAAGAGUUCACCCACAAACCCAAAUACUGCUUGCCUUUCUUGCAGCCUGGACGACUUGUCAAGGUAAAAAAUGAAGAUGCUGACUUUGGCUGGGGAGUUGUUGUAAACUUUUGCAAGAAGUCCAACGUGAAGACCAGUACAGACUCUGAGCCGCUCUAUGUGGUGGAGGUUUUGGUCCACUGUAGUAAGGACAGUGUAAAAGAUGCUGCGACUGAGGCGGCUAAACCUGCUGCUCCAGGGGAGACUGGAGAAAUGCAGGUGGUUCCAGUGAUGCUCCAUCUCCUGACUUCCAUCAGCUCUGUUCGCCUUUACAUCCCCAAAGACCUGAGGCCCUUUGACAACCGACAGCUCAUGCUCAAGUCUAUACAGGAGGUGCAGAAACGUUUCCCAGAUGGUGUGCCACUGCUCGACCCCAUAGAUGACAUGGGCAUCAAGGACCCUGCACUGAAGAAAGUUAUUCAGAAAGUGGAGGCCUUUGAGCACCGCAUGUACUCCCACCCCAUGCACAGUGACCCCAACUUGGAAUCUGUGUAUUCUCUCUGUGAGAAGAAAGCUCUGAUCGCAGCAGACGUACGGACGGCCAAACGAGAGCUGAAGAAAGCUCGGACCGUCCUGCAGAUGGACAAGCUGAAGUGCAGGAAGAGAGUUCUGCGACGCCUCGGCUUCGCCAGUCCGUCUGAUGUUAUCGAGAUGAAAGGACGGGUGGCCUGUGAAAUUAGCAGUGCCGACGAGCUCUUGCUGACGGAGAUGGUGUUCAACGGUCUCUUCAAUGAUCUGACGGUCGAACAAGCCACCGCCCUGCUGUCCUGCUUUGUCUUCCAGGAGAAUGCCAGUGAGAUGCCAAAACUGACUGAACAACUAGCAGCUCCUUUGAGACAAAUGCAGGAGUGUGCAAAGCGCAUAGCCAAGGUUUCAGCCGACGCCAAGCUGGAGGUGGACGAAGAGACUUAUCUAAACCAGUUCAAGCCUCACCUGAUGGAUGUGGUGUACGCUUGGGCUAACGGGGCCACGUUUGCUCAAAUCUGCAAGAUGACUGACGUCUUUGAAGGGAGCAUCAUUCGCUGCAUGCGUCGCCUGGAAGAAGUCCUGAGACAAAUGUGUUCUGCAGCCAAGGCCAUAGGCAACACUGAGCUGGAGAACAAGUUUGCUGAAGGAAUAACAAAGAUAAAGAGAGACAUUGUAUUUGCUGCCAGUCUCUACCUAUAAAGACAUCACAGCACUGGAGGAUACAUGCUGUUUUGGACUUUUUGUUGUCUAACCCUGAUGGAUCUUUUUUUUUUUUUUAAGUCUCACAUUUGUCAAACUGGGUUCAGAUAUAGUGCUUUUAUUCUCAAAAUGUUAGUUAAAUUGGCUUUUAAUGUAUUUGUCCUUCAGAUCACUUGUCUGAACAGUUUGUUUCUUCACAAAAACGAGCAUAAACUGUAAAUGUUCGGGUGAGAAUUGCAUUCUACAUAUCACUGUGGAUGUAAACGGAAGUGUUUGUCUUUAAGGAAAUACACCUGCUUGGACAGAAUACAUUGAACAUUCAUGCUUUUAUUAUUUCUGCUUACAUGAGCAAAGUGGUUUAUAAUACAUUAUAUUGAUAUAUCUGGUUUAGAAAGUAAACAUGAUAUAAUACAUUAAACACUUGUUUCAUUUCUGUGCAUGUUAAAAAGUAAAAUGGCUUUAUUUUUCCUCUUUUUUUCUAAUUGAGACAUUUGUAAAUAGUAACUUUUUGUUAGUAAAAGUCUGUAUGAUGAUUUGUUUUUUGUACAUACAGAUUAACAUUGUCUGUUCACUUGAUGUUUGUUGCUUCUUAGAUACACAGGGAGCUGUGAUAGCAGCAGUAAAAGUCCAGCAAAGGCAUCACGGGACAUAAACUGACAGUCUACUCUUCAACUUUCUAACCAAACACGUUACAGAUCAGGCUUCCUUCUUGACUAUAUAAGGUUAGACGGUUGGAGAGUACGUCAGUGGCCUGGCGUCUGCAGCUCCAGAUGUGAAGCUGUUUUGCCCUCUGGUCUAGGAUCAGCUUUAGUCUCCAGCACAUUCUAGCUUUGAGAAGCAAACAUUCCUCUUAUAAUUAGCCCUUUAACACUUGACAUAAGGCAGCAAAGUGAUGAGAUUCAGCAUCUCGCUGGAGCCGAGCUGAAACAGAUUCUAAAUCUGAUCCUUGAGCAGACGGACUCCAGGUCAGGACAAGAACAAAACAAGGUUACAUUCACGUUUCCAGCCCUCCUUUCUCUUAGCAGUGGUCAGACCCUUUAGUGGGUGCGUGCAGUUUAGUCUUCCCACUAGCUCAGUAGAUAGAUACAUGCUAAAUGGUUCCCAUCUUUACACAUCUCUAGCCCCUAACCUACAUCUGUCUAAGUCACUUAAGCAUAUCUACAAGGCUUCGAUAGGUAAUGCCACUUUCCUUCCAGAUUGAGGAUUGGCAGCUGAAAGGACAGCCUAAAAUGAUAAAGUCUUGGAAUAUGAACAGGCCUGAAGUGUAGCUUCCAACGAUUUCUUCUGGGAUGCACAGCCGUCAACUGACUUACUUGAAGUAAGAUUGAACUGUAAAUCCGUGCAGGGUAUUGGAUGAAAAUUUGCAUGAGAUAAAGGCUAGAGAGCUGGGAUCCUGGGUGUGCGUUUAGACGGAGCAGAAAGGUGUUGUCCUCCAUACUCCGCUUAGUUGGGACUCUCACAGUGGUUUCCAUUCGUUGGGGUCUCAUGCAGAGUUGUGUGUGGGAUGUUAACUUCUUGACGGGCAUCUACUCGUGGUUUGAAAAAGUCAGACACACAGAAAACCUACAAAAUAUGGG